AUGGCACAUGAUCCCUGGGAAGGAGUCUCUGAUGAGAAGGUUGGCAAUGCCAGUUCAGAAUUCAGGUUGGAAGCAGACUUCCAGUAUUUCUUGCUUCCUGUCAUCUACAGCAUUGUCUUUGUGGUGGGACUGACAGAGAAUGUCUUAGCUCUGUACCUCCUGUCCUACAAAGUGAAGCACACUUCUUCCUACGUGCACAUGAUUCAUCUGGCUCUGGUAGAUGCCUUGUUUGUUUGUGUGUUACCUUUUAAAAUCCAUUACCACCUUCAUCAGAACAACUGGAUCUUUGGGGACAUGGCCUGCAGGAUAACCAGCACUCUGUACUACAUCAAUAUCUACUUCAGCAUUGCCAUCUUCCCCUGCAUUUGUGUUGACUGCUACGUCACUGUGCUGCAUCCCCUCACCUACAUCCAGAUCAGAGUCACCCAUUACAUGGGGGUGGUCACAAUCCUUUGGGUGGUGGCUCUCAGUGUCAUGAUUCUACUGAUCCCUGGGGAUCCCUUCCACAACAGUGGAGUAAAGAACACAACACCACGUUUUGAGAACUCUGAUACCAGUAGCUGGACUUCUCACAUGGCACCUUACAACAUCCUGGCUUUAGUUUUUGGGUUUCUGACCCCAUUUUCCAUCAUUCUGAUUCUCUACCCUCUUAUUGCUAAGAAGAUCUCCCAGAUCAAACACAGCAUUUGUAAGAGAAAGGCCUUGAGUACCAUCUGCAUCAUCUUGCUCAUUUCUACUUUGUGCUUCCUUCCCUAUCCUCACUUCUUAAUGAGAAUCCAGGUCAUCCAGAACAAGUCAUUUACCAGCUGCAUUUACAAAAUCAUAAGGGUCACUUUAGCCCUGUUGAGUUUCAACCCUUGCCUUAACCCACUCUUGGACUACUUCACCUCCUCCAGGAAGCAGUGGUACUUCAGGACUAAAAUGGUGUACACAAUCUGUGACCAGAAACUGGGGGAGUUCUGUAUUUAUCAACUGCACCAGAAACAUGAAAAUAAGAAACACAGAGAUAGAAUCAACUGAUC
This is a messenger RNA of Calypte anna (Anna's hummingbird), 1022 nucleotides long. RefSeq names its product lysophosphatidic acid receptor 6-like. The record is from RefSeq and is a predicted model, not a curated record. Lineage: Eukaryota; Metazoa; Chordata; Aves; Apodiformes; Trochilidae. Gene Ontology annotation, molecular function: oxysterol binding; G protein-coupled receptor activity. Gene Ontology annotation, biological process: G protein-coupled receptor signaling pathway. Gene Ontology annotation, cellular component: membrane.